CUGGGAUAUGAAAAGGUUAAGAGAGGGGAACUGAGGAUGCAAGAUAUUUGCUUGGCAUGUGAAAGCAUAUCAGAGUGCAUCCCAGAUUCCCAUCCCUUCUUCCAUGCUGGACUGUGCAUGGAUUGCAGAGAUGACCUGAGAGAGACCAUCUUUUCCUUUGAUAACUCUGGCAUCCAUGAAGAGGCAUUCCUGACUGAAAAACCACAAAGCUGUGUCAUGCAUCUCCCUGUUCCUCCAGUUCCAGUUGGAAAUAGGCAUGCUCUUCGAGUCCUCUCCCUCUUUGAUGGAAUUGCUACUGGUUUAUUUGUUCUCAACAAGCUGGGCCUUGAUGUGGAGGUGUACUAUGCAUCUGAAGUGGAUGAAGGAGCCAUGGCAGCGGCUCACAUGAACUUUGGGGAUUCCAUUGUGGAUGUUGGAGAUGUGAAAGAUCUAAUUGGCCCUAAGCUGGAAGACUUGGGUCGUAUUGACCUCCUAAUUGGCGGUUCCCCAUGCACAGAGCUCUCCCUGGUAAACCCAGCACGAAAGGGACUCUAUGAUCCAACUGGAACAGGGAUCCUGUUCUUUGAUUUCUAUCGGAUCCUCCAGGAACUGCUGAAGAGACGGAAUUCAGAGGGGCACGUGGAGGAGCAGUUUCUUUUUUGGCUAUUUGAAAAUGUUGCUUGCAUGCCCAAAGAGACUAUAGCCACUAUAUCCCGCUUCCUUGGUGGGGAGCCAGCAAUGCUGGAUGCAAGGAGCUUUUCACCAAUGCGUCGACCACGUCUCUUCUGGGGAAACAUUCCUGGUCUUCACUCUGGUGCUGAUGACAUUGCAGCUGAGCAACAUUCCCUCCAAGAAAAGCUGCUUCCUCACCUCAAGAGGAAGGCAAUUGUGAAGAAGAUCCGAACAGUGACCACAAAUCGAAAUUCCCUGACCCAAGGGAAAAGAGGAGGAGCAGCUGUGGACAUGGAUGGCUCCCCAGAUACCCUCUGGACCACUGAAUUGGAACCGGUCUUUGGGUUUCCCCGCCACUACACAGAUACAGGGAAUCUUUCAAAUCAGCAGCGGCAAAAGCUGCUUGGUCGAGCAUGGAGUGUUCCUGUUGUUGAACACAUUUUUCGCCCUCUUACCAAGUAUUUCAAAUCAAAAGAGGGCUGA
Darwinula stevensoni is the source of this 1134-nucleotide messenger RNA. NCBI's taxonomy places the organism in Eukaryota, Metazoa, Arthropoda, Ostracoda, Podocopida, Darwinulidae. The record is from the annotation of a GenBank genome assembly.